Messenger RNA from Aureobasidium subglaciale EXF-2481, 1728 nucleotides. RefSeq lists its product as uncharacterized. The transcript has 5 exons. Bases 1 to 1728 code for a protein of 575 amino acids. Lineage: Eukaryota; Fungi; Ascomycota; Dothideomycetes; Dothideales; Saccotheciaceae. The record is from RefSeq and is a predicted model, not a curated record.
AUGGGCUCGGAAGAUUGGGACGACGUAUAUUUUAUGGUCGCGAACAGAAGACAUGGAUCUCAGCAAGGUAUUCCGGAUGUCUUCCACGUACCUCAAUGUGAUGGCAAUGAUGUGUUCGAGCUGAGCGCAGAUGAGCUUCAACAUUUUUUAUCUACAGGGGCAAUGACAUCUGUGUCGUUCGUGAAGCAUUGUCUUGAGAGAAUCAGAAGAGUAAAUCUAUACCUCGAAUGUGUCAUCGAGACCAACCCAGAUGCCCUUGAGAUUGCCCAACAGCUAGAUGAGGAGCGAGCAAAUGGCAAAACUCGGGGACCUCUUCAUGGUAUCCCCGUCCUUGUCAAGGACAAUAUGGCAACGAAGGACAAAAUGCAGACGACUGGUGGCUCUUGGGCAUUGCUUGGUGCCGUUGUUCCCAAGGAUGCACAUAUUGUGCAUCUUCUGCGUAAGUCAGGCGCCAUUAUACUGGGACACUCCAAUUUGGAUGAGUGGGCUGGCAUGCGCUCUAAGAUCUACUCAAACGGCUACUCUGCACGAGGCGGUCAGACCAGGAACCCAUAUAUGCUCAGUCGUAGCCCCCAAGGAUCAAGCUCUGGCUCUGCCGUCUCAGUUUCGGCCAAUAUCGUGCCACUGGCUUUCGGCACAGAGACUGACACUUCUGUCAUCUGGCCGGCCAUGGUCAGUGGUAUUGUAGGCAUCAAGCCCACGGUUGGCUUGACCUCUCGGAGCGGUGUGAUCCCAAUCUCAGAAACACAAGACUCGAUCGGAACAUAUGGCAGAUGUGUAUCUGAUGCUGCUCGUGCUCUGGAUGCCAUAGCUGGACCUGACCCAGAAGACAAACACUCUGUGGUACCUGAGAGACGUCAGCCUAAAAGCUACGUGGAUAGCUUGACCACCAGAAAAGCGCUCUACGGUGCGAGAUUCGGUCUUCCCAUGAAACGCUUCUGGGAACUCGUGCCAAAACAGCAAAGAAAAGUGGCCGAGAAGGUUCUGCGGUUGAUCAAGAAUGCUGGAGCAGAAAUCAUUCCAGUCGAGAUGCCAUGUGCCGAAGAGCGUAUCGCGCCUGAUGGCGGAUGGGACUGGGAACACGGCAAAGAAGAAGUGUCAGAAUUCACCAUCAACAAAGUGGAAUGUUACUAUCUGAUGAACGACUAUCUCAGCAAACUCAAAAACACAAACAUAAAGACCGUCGAAGAUGUUGUUCGCUUCAACGAUGAGAACUCGGGAUCCCAAGGAGCCAAUCCGGGCGACCAUCCUGCAUUCCCUUCUGGCCAGGACAACUUCCGCGAAGUAGUUGAGGCAAAAGGUAUCAAGACCCCAGCCUACUAUUCAGCUUUCCACCACAUGCGAAAACAAUGCCGUGAGAACGGUAUAGACGCCGCCCUCUCCCCCACCAUAAACGGCAAAAAGACCCCUCUAGACGCCCUUCUCUUCUGCGAUGUCCGCGGCGCAGGUCAACAAAUCGCCGCUCAAGCUUCCUAUCCAAUAAUAACCAUCCCCAUCGGUCUCGACCCCGAUGGCAUACCCAUAGGUCUAAACCUCCAACACACAGCAUGGCAAGAAGCAACACUAAUCCACUGGGCAUCCGCAAUCGAAGACCUCGUUCACGCGGAACUCGGACCCAGAAAUCCUCCGAGAUAUCAGGAUUAUUUGGCAAAAAAUGUGCCGGUGGAGAAUGAGUAUAGGUAUCCGGGUGCGCCGCCGAGGUUUGGGGAUAGACCUCCUGUGUGCUGA